Molecule: messenger RNA, 1329 nt
Organism: Emericellopsis atlantica
Lineage: Eukaryota; Fungi; Ascomycota; Sordariomycetes; Hypocreales; Bionectriaceae
Exons: 2
Coding region: 422-1249 (275 amino acids)
Molecular function (GO): protein binding
Source: RefSeq, a predicted model, not a curated record
UAGGCCAAGGAAUGGCAAUGGCAGGAUAAAGCCCAGCCUUCAACCGGUCAAGGCAGACUUUGUUCAACAGUGCGAACUGCGUCGGGCCAUGGGCACUUUUCUUGAGUACGAUAGAUGGCAUUUGAAAGGGAUGAGUGAAGCUAACAGAAUUUGGCUUGAUAUUGCCUGGCGGUAGACAGAUGGCUGUCACGGGUGCGAGGAAAUUCCGGAGCCGUCCCACGGUGUGAAUUGCUCGGACUUGACCGCCUACCUAACAAUACUGCCCGCUAAGCGAUGCGAUGCGAUGCGCCUCCCGCUUCCCUCCAUCAACAAUCUUUCGUCAUCCACCAGCGAAAAGCGCUGGCUGACUUGCAGCCAUAUCACAUCUUGAUCUAUCACUGCUAAACCACAGAUUUCACGUGAGAGCAUUUCUUGAGCCGCCAUGUCGUCGCCAGAUUCGCCCAAUACCCCUGCGCAGGAGGCAUCGCCCGCGCGCGCCCAAGACCAGGCCCAGGGGCAUACGCCGGAGACAUCCGCAGCGGACCAAACCGACGCGAGUGCGCCAGCUGCGAAGGAUGCGCCAGAGCCAAAGCCAGACAGCGAGGCGCCGCCCCUGCCCAGCGAACCCGUCCCCGAUGGUCCUCCUCUACCGAACGAGCCCACACCGCAGCCAAAGCAAGAGGACGAUGGAUGGGACUUCCAAUGGGACCCCAGCUCCAGUUCGUACUUCUUCUACAACCGCUUCACGGGCCAGUCGCAGUGGGAGAAUCCUCGCGUAGCCACCAGUGCGGCGACGGACGCCACUCCAGCUGCAGCUGCGCCCGCCGCCGCCGCUGCUGGGCCCCAACCACCCGCGUCCGAGAAGCCGGCGGCCGGCGGCUACAAUCCCGCGAUCCACGGUGACUAUGACCCGAACGCCUGGUACGCGCAGGGCGACGAGGCGGACCCGGCCGAGGGCGAGCAGACAAUAGGCGGCGCGGCUGUCCCUGGCGUGCCCGGCGAUCCAUACACCACCACGGCGCGGUUCAACCGCUUCACGGGCCAGUUCCAGACAGACGAGGACGGCCCUGGGCGGCACACGGACGAGGCCAAGUCGAAGCGGCAGAUGAAUGCCUUCUUCGACGUGGAUGCCGCGGCCAACUCGCACGACGGACGGAGUCUCAAAGCGGAGCGGUCGAAUAAGAAACCCUCGAAGCAGGAGCUCAAAGCGUUCAAGGAGAAGAGGCGGGCGAGGAAGGAGGAGAAGCGGCGCGCGUGGCUGCGGGACUGAGGAUGCACAGGGUGGGAGUUUGGACCUGGGUGUUAGGAGUUUGUUUGGGCGGAUGCCGUGCGUUCAGGGUCAUUGGAUUC